Messenger RNA from Pelecanus crispus (Dalmatian pelican), 439 nucleotides. NCBI's taxonomy places the organism in Eukaryota, Metazoa, Chordata, Aves, Pelecaniformes, Pelecanidae. The record is from RefSeq and is a predicted model, not a curated record.
AUGGGGGCCCCCACCCCAGAUCCUGCACCCAGGAUCCUGCACCCGGGAUCCUGCACCCGGGAUCCUGCACCUGGGACCCCAUCCAGGAUCCCAUGCCCAGGAACCCACCCGGGAUCCUGCACCCGGGAUCCUGCACCCAGGAUCCUGCACCCGGGAUCCCACCCAGGAUCCCAUGCCCAGGAACCCAGAUUGGGGACCCCACCCCAGAUCCUGCACCCAGGAUCCUGCACCCGGGAUCCUGCACCUGGGACCCCAUCCAGGAUCCCAUGCCCAGGAACCCAAAUUGGGGACCCCACACCCAGGAUCCCGCACCCAGGAACCCACACUGGGGACCCCACACCCAGGAUCCCUCACCCAGGACCCUGCACCCGGGAUCCCACCCCCAGGAACCCACAUUGGGGACCCCGCACCCAGGAUCCCGCACCCAGCACAGUGCAGG